UGACGACACAUGACGUUGUAUUACGCGAACCCAAACAGGAAGUGAGUGCAACAGCGUGGCUACAUGAAACGAUACACAUGUUUCUGCUCAGUAGAUUUAUCAGCCAAGCUACGAAAACACCAAGAGUACAGUUUCAGCAACAUGCACCUACAGAUUUCACAAAUUUGGUCAGAAGAUUUUAUGUACUUCAAGCCGAGCGUGUGGAGGCAUACAAGCUAUUUGAGGAGGGUCAUGAGGCGUACUUAAGGACGGGUCCCCACUAUGACUUCGAGCACUACAAACAGCUGGUGCAUGAGAUAACAAAAGCAUUCUGUGGCAUUUCCAAAGAGGUUCUGGAGAUUAAAGAGCAACUGCACCAAGACUUUGACAGGCCCAACCUCUCCGAACACAUUGACAAACUGCAGAUUAAAGAGAAGGAGAAACUAGAGCUGACAGCUAAGCUACAGUUGACCAAGCAGAAUGCCCAGGAUCACCCAGAAGAUGAGGAUUUCCAAGAGAAAGUUUGUGAAAUCAAACAGGAUAUCAUAAAGAAUACAGCCGCUUUGAGUGAGAUUCUGCAAGACUUCAUGUAUGACUCGGAGGAGCCGGAGUGAGAUUCAGUCAGUCAGUCUCAGGAGACAGAGAUGGAUUCAGAUCCUCUAUGAGCUUUCCUUUCAUCUAAGGUAUCGAUCGUUGUCUCAGGCGUUGUAUAGACAGAGUGCAUUGCUGCUGCUGAUGCAGGCUUUGCAAUGCAUAUUUUUAUUAAACAGAGUUUGGCAACUUUUAUUUCAUUAUUUUGUAUACAUUGAGAAUAGCUUAUGACGUUUUGUUUGCUAAACCAACACAAUGUUCAUUUAAAGUAUAAAUCAGUUCAUUCUGAAUGUAAAUAGCGUUCAUUAUUGUGUACAUAAUAAUAUUCAGCAAACGCUAAUGUGUUACAAAAUAUAUGAACAUUCCUUAAAUAUUUUGAAGACAUUUAUACAGACAAAAAUAUUUAUACAUAAUGAUACAGUAUUUACAUGAUGUUUUUGAACACAGAGGACAAACAAUUUGCAAAUUGCAUUUCCAAUACCAAUUAAAUGAUUUAAACUUGUGCUUUACCAAUUAAAC
Molecule: messenger RNA, 1089 nt
Organism: Sinocyclocheilus rhinocerous
Lineage: Eukaryota; Metazoa; Chordata; Actinopteri; Cypriniformes; Cyprinidae
Exons: 5
Coding region: 78-593 (171 amino acids)
Source: RefSeq, a predicted model, not a curated record